CCGUAGAUGACUAGAUGUUGUUGAACAUUUGGCUAACACAGAAUUGUUCAAGUUCUCGAGGACAGAACCCAGAAACCAACAUUCAAACACAAAAGGGGUUUGGUUCGGACAAGUGAAGGUACAAUGGACGAUUACACUCGAGAGAUGAUGGAUCUCAAGUCGUUGGUUACUCGAACCCUAGAGAAGAAGGGCGUUCUCGCCAAGAUCCGGGCCGAGCUUCGCGCAAGUGUGUUCGAGGCAAUCGAAGAGGAGGAUCGGGCAAUCGAGAAAGACGAAGAUCUGCCUCCGGCAUUGUUGGGCAGCUGCAAUGACCGCGCGAAACAGCUUCACGCUUCUCCAUCAGGAAGGUUGCUCACUGCUUUAAUAUGUGAGUACUUGGACUGGGCGCAGCUAAAUCACACUUUGAAAGUAUAUCUACCCGAAUGCAAUUUGCAAAAGGAUUCCUGGAAGGGCGAGUUGAGAGAAUUCAGUAGCAAGAACGGUUAUGAGCUUAACAGAAAUGGGGAUAGUGGGCCUCUCCUUCUGGAUGUUCUUGAAGGCUUCUUGAAGUUCGAGAACUUGACCCAGUCCAUGGGUAGUGCAAGGAGAGAUUCGGAAACUGAAUCCUCAUCGAGCCUGGAAUCUGGAAAUCCUCGCAGAUAUUUGUCAUCAUCUGCUUCUGGGGGCUUACCUCCUCUAGGAAGACCUGUCUCUGCACCUCGAGGAUCCGAUCGAAGAGCUGGCAUGUCUUCAUCCGGGUAUAGAGAAGAUGAAUACAACUGGAGAUACGACAAUCAGGAAGUACCAGAAGAGAUGAUUCGAGCUUCAGCAGCGUUGGAAAAUCUUCAUCUUGAUAGGAAAACUCGGAAUUUAACGUCAUCGUGGCGGAAUGUCAGAGAUGGAACGAGUGGAGAAGACGGAAGGAUGGAUUAAUGUUCGGUUAGUCUUCCCGUGUAUGUAUUUGUGCUCCACUUGAUUUCCUGCGUCACUCGCGUUCUUGCUCAACAAGGCUGUGAAUGAGAUCUCUAUAAACAGAUGCAAACCCUUCAGCCUCUUAGACUGAAAAGCCCCAAACCCUCAGGGAGAAGCUUAUGGGAAGGUGGAUACGUUCUAUAGUGGAAGAAGCUUAAAAGAGUUGUUCUGAGGUAGUUUGAAAACUCAGACAAAGACAUUAUGGGGCAAGGGUUGUAAGAUUUGUGAAAAUUAUGUGCUUUUAUCGUGUUGUAUGUCCCAAAUCUCGGUCCAUGUGAGUUUAGAGCAUUGAACUGUGUUUUUUGGCAUUCAUCUUCAGGUGGUAGACUGAUCUCAAUAUUUUUUUUUUUGGUAAUCGGAUGUUUUGAAUCGAGGUCCAGAUUAAUCUCGAAACCAGAAUUAAACUAUA
Molecule: messenger RNA, 1360 nt
Organism: Tarenaya hassleriana
Lineage: Eukaryota; Viridiplantae; Streptophyta; Magnoliopsida; Brassicales; Cleomaceae
Product: protein TONNEAU 1a-like
Exons: 8
Coding region: 124-912 (262 amino acids)
Molecular function (GO): protein binding
Source: RefSeq, a predicted model, not a curated record